This is a messenger RNA of Impatiens glandulifera, 1574 nucleotides long. RefSeq names its product protein PHLOEM PROTEIN 2-LIKE A10-like. The coding region runs from base 257 to 1450 and encodes 397 amino acids. The record is from RefSeq and is a predicted model, not a curated record. The transcript has a single exon. Lineage: Eukaryota; Viridiplantae; Streptophyta; Magnoliopsida; Ericales; Balsaminaceae.
CAAAAUCGUAAUUCGUAACCUCUCUCUUUCUCUUUCGCUGGCUCUGAUCUUCGUCUUCCAUUAGAGGUUUGUUUUAAAGUUCAAUAAAAAAUCUGAUGAUUAUUUACACUAUCUAUCUUACCCGAUCGAAAAAGCAAAUCAAUUUCAUUUUGCAUCAAUCAAUUCACUUACGCCUACUCCCAAUCACAAACCCUAGUUUAUUUAUCUAGGUUUCAUAUUCACAGCUGUUUGAGUUCAAAUUUUAUUCAUUUCUGCUAUGGAUAUUCAACUUGUGAAAGGGGCAUUGAAUUUCUCUCAAAGAAAGAAGAAAUUGAUUAUUGGACUCAUAGUUUUUGGUGUCUCUAGUUAUGGGGUUUACAAGGUGUACAAUUUGCCUUCUUUCACUAGAAAGAGGAAGAGAUUAUUGAAGCUACUUGGAGCUUUUCUAUCAAUGGCAGAGAUGGUUUCUGAUUCAUCAGAGGCUAUUGGUGUUGUAUCUAGGGAUCUUAAGGAGUUCUUACAGUCAGAUUCUGACCAAGUUCCUAAUAGUUUGAGGCAAUUGUCAAAAAUUGCUAAGUCAAAGGAGUUCUCUGAGUCCAUUGCUAGGGUUACUGAGGCUAUGGCGUUUGGGAUUUCCAGAGGGUAUCAAAGGUCGGUAAAAGGGAGUGAGAGGCAACAAGGGUCAUCACCAAAUUCAACUUUUUCUGAUCGAGCCAUGGAGAUGAUGAUGUCUAAAGCUGGGACUGGUUUUGUAUCAGCAAUUGUUGGUUCAUUUGCUAGGAAUUUGGUUGUGGGAUUCUAUUCUUGUGAAGGAUCCAAUAAUACAGAUAAGCCUUCUGUUCCAGAUUGGGUGAGCACAGUUUGUACCGACGAGUGUAAAGUUCUAAUAGCAGAUUCCAUCCAGACGUUUGUCAGUACUGCAGUUUCUAUUUACCUUGAUAAAACAAUGGAUGUGAACUUUUACGAUGAUAUAUUUGCUGGGCUGACAAACCCAAAGCACAACACUAAGGUUCAAGACAUCUUGGUCUCAAUUUGUAAUGGGGCAGUGGAAACACUUGUGAGAACCUCUCACCAAGUGAAGAAAUCUAGUCCUCCUGAUUUAAGGUCAAGAUCAUCAUCCCCUUGUUCAAUUAGGUUGGAGGAAAUGGAUGAUGGAGGUGAGAGUAACAACAACAGUUGGGCCAACACUAUUAGUUCAACAUUGGCGAUCCCAAGCAACAGGAAAUUUGUGUUUGAUGUGGCUGGGAGAGUGACAUUUGAAACAAUUCACAGUCUCAUGGAGUUCUUCUUUUUUAAACUAUCAGAGGCGACGAAAAGAAGUUCGAAUGUUGUUUGUGACCAAGUUCUUGACAGAGGCCUACAUGUGGUCAGGUAUGUUGGUGCAAAAAGUUUGGUCAUUGUUACCAUAUGUCUUGCUCUUUAUUUACAUAUCCUUGGUGGUGGUCCGCUAAAUGUAUUGGUAGCUGCAUAAGUUUUGAUUUUGUAUAAAUAUAUCAUGUGUUAGCUAUUGUUACAAUGCAAACUACUGACAUUAUUAUACUAUUCUAAAGACAUCAUCUGUUUCAAACUGUAUAAAAUCCAUUUUCUUCUUUUCA